Molecule: messenger RNA, 1293 nt
Organism: Choloepus didactylus (southern two-toed sloth)
Lineage: Eukaryota; Metazoa; Chordata; Mammalia; Pilosa; Megalonychidae
Gene: KRT82
Product: keratin 82
Exons: 7
Coding region: 1-1287 (428 amino acids)
Biological process (GO): keratinization; intermediate filament organization
Cellular component (GO): keratin filament
Molecular function (GO): structural constituent of skin epidermis
Source: RefSeq, a predicted model, not a curated record
AUGUCAUGCCCCUCCUUCCACCCAGGUUCCAGAUGCGGCAGUCGGAGCUUUAGCUCGUGCUCAGCCGUCAUUCCCCGGAUGGUGGCCCACUACUCAGUGAACAAGGGGCCGUGCCGGCCUGAGGGCAGUGGGGGCCUCCGAGCCCUGGGCUGCCUCAGCUCACAGAGCCUGUGCAACGUGGGCUUUGGGAGGCCCCGGAUUGCCUCCAGGUGUGGCCUGCCUGGUUUUGGGUACCGAGUGGGGGCCCCCUGUGGGUCUUUGCCCUGCAUCACCCCCGUCACCAUCAAUGAGAACCUGCUGGUCCCCCUCCAGCUGGAGAUCGAUCCGACCGUGCAGAGGGUGAAGAGCGACGAGAAGGAGCAGAUCAAGAGCCUCAAUAACCGCUUUGCAUCCUUCAUCAAUAAGGUGAGGCUCCUGGAGCAGCAGAACAAGCUGCUGGAGACCAAGUGGAACUUCAUGCAGCAGCAGAGGUGCUGCCAGAGCAACAUCGAGCCCAUCUUCGAGACCUACAUCUGCGCCCUGCACAGGCAGCUGGAUUGCGUGACCGGGGACCGAGCAAGGCUGGAGUCAGAGCUCUGCAGCCUCCAGGACGUGCUGGAGGGCUACAAGAAAAAAUAUGAAGAGGAGCUCUCCCUGCGUCCUCAUGCUGAGGAUGAGUUUGUUACCUUGAAGAAGGAUGUGGACACAGCCUUCCUGAUGAAGGCUGACCUGGAGACGAACGUGGAGGCUCUGGAGCAGGAGAUCGACUUCCUGAAAAGCCUGUAUGAGGAGGAGAUCUGCCUGCUCCAGUGUCAAAUCUCAGAGACGUCAGUCAUCGUGAAGAUGGACAACAGCCGGGAGCUGGAUGCGGAAAGCAUUGUUGCCGAGAUCAAGGCUCAGUAUGACGAUAUCGCCAGCCUCAGCAAAGCCGAAGCAGAGGCCUGGUACCAGCGCCGGUAUGAGGAGCUGAGGCUGACAGCCGGGAAUCACUGUGACAACCUCCACAACCACAAGAACGAAAUCCUGGAAUUGAACAAGCUGAUUCAGCGGCUGCAGCAAGAAAUUGAGAAUGUCAAAGCCCAGAGCUGCAAACUGAAGGGUGCCAUAGCCGAUGCGGAGCAGCAGGGCGAGGCAGCCCUCAGCGAUGCCCGCUGCAAGCUGGCAGAGCUGGAGGCCGCCCUGCAGAAGGCCAAGCAGGACAUGGCCUGCCUGCUCAAGGAGUACCAGGAGGUGAUGAACUCCAAGCUGGGGCUGGACAUCGAGAUCGCCACCUACAGGCGCCUGCUGGAGGGCGAGGAGAGCCGGUGAGUUCUG